Molecule: messenger RNA, 4038 nt
Organism: Habropoda laboriosa
Lineage: Eukaryota; Metazoa; Arthropoda; Insecta; Hymenoptera; Apidae
Product: junctophilin-1-like
Exons: 10
Coding region: 1249-4038 (929 amino acids)
Cellular component (GO): endoplasmic reticulum membrane; junctional membrane complex; plasma membrane
Source: RefSeq, a predicted model, not a curated record
CGCUCUAGCAUCGCUAGAGCGGACGUACGUGGUGGAUCGUGUCUAGAACGGUUUACGUCGACGUCGCGACCAACACACCGGUUGUGCUGUGGGUGCUUGCGUUUCGAUCAUGACAACUGCUCGCAUCACGAUUAACAGGAAGACGGGAACGGCGAUUAUGUUAUCAGUGUUCGCUAAGAAUCGUGAAUCGACGAGGCAAGAGAGCUAGAACGAAUAUCGCAGAGAAACCGUGCGUUCUCUUCUUCUCUGUACGUUUGGAGGUAGCCGCGAGAUCCAAGGGUGAAAACGCGAAGAAAGAGAGAAAGGGGAACAGGUCGAAGCGAGGAAUCGCUCUACAUUCCCGGUUGCUCGCGAACCUCGUGAAGUCUAGUGAAUAUUUUAAGACCCGACACAGGAGUAGUCCGCAUGUAGGAAGAAGAGCAGCCAGGCGCUGGCUGAUUCACUGUGUCGCAACGUAGGAGGACCCAGGCACAAACGAGAAGAAUCCUCUUCUUGAGAAUUCCGACGAUCAAGGGAGGAAAGGGAAGGAAAGGCACGAGGAGCUAAUAGAGACGUGUUUUCUCUCCCCCUCUCUCUCUCUCUCUCUCUCUUCAACUCUGUUCCCUUCGAUCUAUCGAGGUUUCGCGCCUUCGUUCAACCGAACUGACACACCAGAAUCAAGCAAACCAGUGGAACAGAGACAGAUAGAGGGAGGAGGAAUAAGAUAGAAAGAGAGAAAUCGAGCGGGAGAACUGUAGAGCAAGAGAGAGAGGGCCACAUUCCGAGCGGAUCACGGAUGCUUAUAGAAGCGUUGCGUAACGGCGUCAGACGGACGGCGAAACCGCGGCUGCUGUACGGCCGUCGAGUUUCGACAAGUUCGACGAAAAACCGUUCGACGACGUAUCCUCUUCUGGUAUCAUCGUGGUGGACGUCGAACGCACGCAGACGGAAACUGCUCGAGUCGUGCGUUCAGUGUGCUGUUCCCUCUGUGCUGGUCAGCCACAGAGAUCCGUCGGUGGCACGCGUGAGACAGGAAGAAACGUGGAGUCGGACGAACGGAAGGAUGACGGAGCGACAACGUUCAACAGCAGGGGGACGCGCGUGCGAUUUUUGCUAACGGGCCAGCACAACGACAAUAACGACGACGAAGACGACGAAGACGAAGACGAAGAAAAAAAAGACGAAGAUUACGACGUCGGUGGUGGGGGAAGAAUUUUAAGGAGGUGGAGGUGGUGGUAGUGGUGGUGGUGGUGGCGGCGGUGAGAAGAGAUGCAGCAGCAGCCACAGUCUGGCCAACAGUCCGGGGCACCGAACGGGGUAGCUGGUGGUGCCCAAUACACUCAAACAGGUGGCAUAAGCACGGCCCAACCUGGAGCGACAGGUACCGCCACGGCGGCGUCAAAUCGUGCCCAGGUGAAUGGAGGCAGAUUCGAUUUCGACGAUGGCGGCACCUACUGCGGCGGUUGGGAGGACGGAAAGGCUCAUGGACACGGCGUGUGCACAGGACCCAAGGGCCAAGGUGCAUACUCUGGUAGCUGGCACUAUGGCUUCGAGGUCUCUGGUGUCUACACCUGGCCUAGCGGGUCAGUUUACGAGGGCCAGUGGCAGAACGGCAAGCGUCAUGGCCUGGGCAUGGAGACCCGUGGACGGUGGAUUUAUCGUGGCGAAUGGACUCUCGGGCUGAAGGGUCGAUACGGUGUCAGACAAUCGACCACGUCCACGGCGAGGUACGAGGGCACGUGGUCGAACGGUUUUCAAGAUGGAUACGGCUCGGAAUCCUACGCGGACAGCGGCACGUAUCAAGGCCAAUGGCACAACGGGUUGAGGCAUGGUUACGGUGUAAGAGCCAGUGCACCGUUUGGAUUAGCAAGUCACUACAAACCAUCGAAGCAAGUCAGAGCAUCCUUAACGUCUCUGAGAAGCGCGGACGAUGGGGGAGCAGUGGCGCCAACCCCGGAGCCAACUGAUAGAAGGGAUCGUCGAGUCGGUGAUAGCAGAGGUGGUUUCGUUUUAAAAGCCAGGAGCGACAAUCCUCCAGCGCGCAGAAAGAGUCUCACGGAGAAAUCACUGAAGAAGGGUAUCCUCUCGGGUUUGAAGAUUCGAAAGCAGAGAAGCACGGGUGACCUGGAAAAACAUGGAACCGGAGGCAGUAUUAGGAGCAACGCUAGCUUCGCGUCGUGGAUGUCGACAGAGAGCUCGCGGAGCCAGGCGUCGGCGUCCGUUCACACGGACAGCAAUGCGUCCUUUGUCAUCGAGGACGAGCAGAUGGACGCCUCCGUGACCGAGACGUACUUAGGAGAGUGGAAGAGCGACAAGAGGUCAGGCUACGGUAUAUCGGAACGUAGCGAUGGCCUGCGGUACGAGGGUGCAUGGUUCAAUAACCGUAAGUACGGCUACGGUGUCACGACGUUUCGCGAUGGCACGAAGGAGGAGGGCAAGUAUAAGAACAACGUGCUGAUCACCAGCCAGAAGAAGAAGCAUCUGUUCCUUAUCAGAUCGGCCAAGUUCCGUGAGAGGAUAGAGGCGGCGGUGAACUCAGCUCAAAGGGCGAGCAAGAUCGCUCUUCAGAAGGCGGAUAUCGCGAUCUCGAGAACAGCUACUGCUCGAGGAAGAGCAGAAUUAGCGGACACCGCCGCUGAAGAAGCGAGAGAUGAUUCGGAGCUUGCUCAACAGACGGCGAAACAAUUCGCGCCGGACUUUAGGCAACCGGAGCUGGAAAGGUUACGGAACAGAGAGAUAUCGAAAUACGUGCCACCACCUCAAGACAGUGUUCCAGGGAAGAGUAUUCUUCACAAGGCGGCCACCGUCGAUCAGCCUGGCUCAACACCGAUGAAGAGUCCAACGUCUGAGCAAACGACGAACACGUCAGCCACGUCAACCGCGAGCAACGUGAUGCAAUCGAUUAGGAGAGCCAGCAUGAAGCCGCAGAGUCAGCUGCAGCAGAAUCAGAUGAUGCCCAAUCAACUGCCUCAGAAUCAGAUACAGCAGAACCAGCUGCCGCAGAAUCAACUAUCUCAGAGCGAGUUGAACCAAGUGACCCCGGCUCAGCUGGUGAAUCAGCUGCCUAUGAAUCAACUGAACCAGGCUAAUUUGGCUGGACAGAACCUCUAUCAGACGCAGUUCCCUCAGUCGAUGCCUCAGAAUCCUAUGCAAUACCCGAACAGUAUACCUAAUCAGUAUCAGCCAUCUAACCAGUUUCAAGGGGGUCAAUACGGCAUGCAGAAUCAGUAUCCUCUACAGGGUAGCCCAUAUAAUCAGCCACAGUACCAACCAAUCAGUCCACCUCAGGGCGAUCAGUAUUUGUACCAGCAGCAACAACCGGUCGGUCCUCAAGGGUAUCCUAACAUGCAGGCUUACCCUAAUCAGCAGACUGCGUUGCCAAAUCAGUAUGGCUCUGGCCAGAUGAAUCAAUACGGCUCUCAGCAAUUGUACGGAAAACAGCAACAGCAACAACCACCUCCACAGCAACAAACACAAGUUCCACAGCAGUAUCCGGCUGACGGUGUCGGAGAUCCACAACGACCACCGAGUUCCACGAGUAUACGAAGAAACAGCCGUAUCCUGACGGCUCAGGAUCGACCCAACACUAUUGGACAGACGCUAAACGACAGACUAGAUCACUAUAAGGUGCCGCCCAGCCGUGGUAGUUCCGUAGAUCGUUACGCUAGAGCGCAUUCCCGGUUGACUGGAUCGAGACAGCCGUCCAUCGAUAAGACCGUCACAAAUCCGCCCCAGGACAUGCUCGACAGAUCAACAAGAGCACCUAGCUCGAUGCGAUCAGGCACACCGCUGAACGGAUCCGUGGUGGGCAGCGGUGCAGCGACGCCGACGUAUGCAGCCUCGACUUCCAGCCAGUUCGAUGGCUCGAUCCUGAAGGAGGGACUUCUGACGGGUUCAGGACAGCCUAAGCGUACGGAGAGCUUAUACGUCACGCCCGGACGCGGCUCGACCGCAUCCGGUGGCGGAGGCGGCGGCGGCGGCGGGGGCGGCAUGUCGAAGGACGCAGGCCGGACGGUCCCCGCCUUCGCCGCAACGUCAAAGGGCCGCGCAACCCUAUGA